AUGAUUGGGAAUGGUACUCACCCCAUCACCUGCUGUCUAUUUGAUGAUCCCCUUCUGUCCUACCUGCUGCCUCCUGUCCUGAUUACAGUGUUCAUCCUGGGGUUCACCUUCAAUGGCAUUGCCUUGUGGGUAUUCAGCUGUCACAUGAAGACCUGGACCUCUAGCACUGUCUAUCUCGUCAAUCUGGCAGUGGCUGACUCCCUGCUACUCAUCUGCCUGCCCUUCAGGACUGACUACUACCUGAGAGAGAAGAACUGGAUCUUUGGAGAAAUCUCAUGCCGCUUACUGCUCUUCAUGCUUGCCAUGAAUAGGGCUGGGAGCAUCUUUUUUCUCACCUUGGUGGCCUUAGAUCGCUAUUUCCGAGUGGUCUAUCCUCAUCACAGAAUCAAUGCCAUAUCCAUCAAGACUGCAACUUGCAUUAUCUGUGCAGUAUGGCUUGGCACCAUCUCCCUCACAGUCUUCAUCCUCACCAAUGGUCGUCAGAGAAGCAAGAAUGGAUCCAACAAUACCUACUACUGUGACAGCUUCACCGUGUGUCCUACUAACAUCAACUACCAUGACCUGCUCUUCAUCUUGGUGUUUUUCCUGCCCCAGGUCCUCGUUCUUUACUGCUCUUACAUGAUAGUUUGGAGGCUGAGGAAAAGGAACCUGGACAGACACUCCAAGAUUAAGAGAGCUGUACAAUGCAUUGUGUUGGUGGGAAUUGUCUUCACUGUGUGCUUCUUACCCAGUGUGUCCACCAGGAUUGAGAUUCUACGGCUACUGACAACUCCUCAAGGCAGCAAGUGCUCUAGUUACCAGUCAGUGGACAGAGCUUUCUACAUCACCAUUACCUUUACCUACAUGAACAGCGUGUGUAACCCCCUGGUCUACUACUUCUCCAGCCCAGCGUUUCAGGCAUUCUAUUUGAAGAUCAUGAAAUGUCCACAACAUUCCGAAUCAGAAUCUGAGAUGGAUCAACCGAACGAUGCUCCCAUCACCAUUCCAAACAGCAGCAGCCAGCUGGCAGACCGCAUUGACUAA
Pelobates cultripes (western spadefoot toad) is the source of this 1023-nucleotide messenger RNA. Lineage: Eukaryota; Metazoa; Chordata; Amphibia; Anura; Pelobatidae. The record is from the annotation of a GenBank genome assembly.